AUGGACUCCCAAACGCCACACCACGCACGUCCGCACCCUCACCUCUAUACCGCUCUUCCUCCGGCAGCUCAACUGCAGCAGCGGACCGCCAAUAGCACCCCAAUCUCCUCGCCGGGGCUCUUCAGCCCCCUCAACAUGCGGCCGAGCAUGUCAUUUGGCUCGCAGCCCGUCUCUGAGGGUGCCACACCCUUGGGCGCGACCCCCAGCCCGUUCCUUCACCCCCUCCAAACGCACAAAGUCCGAGAGACACACACGGCCAAUGUCGAUCGGGACUUCACGACUGGCCGAAAAUUGAUCAAUCAGUAUGAGGUGAUCGAAGAGAUCGGCCGGGGCCAGCAUGGCAAGGUCAAGCGGGCUCGCAAUCUCGAGACGGGCGAGAGCGUUGCCAUCAAAAUCAUCCCUCGACUGUCCAAGUCUCGACGACUCGGGAGGGUCUCCGCCGUCGAUCCGCAGCAGAACACGAAGCGGGAAAUCGCUAUUCUCAAAAAGAUUCGACAUCCCAAUAUUGUCGCCCUUCUCGAAGUCAUCGAUGACCCCGAGCUGCGCAAGAUCUACAUGGUGUUGGAGCAUGUCGAGCUCGGCGAAAUCGUCUGGAGGAAGAAAGGUCUUCCUCAUAUAUGUGCAUGGGAGCGUCGGAGGGUCGAGAGGGAAAUGCGUGGCGAGCAGCUCAGCCAGGAGGAGGAAGAGUACGGCCGCCUUUUGGAGCAUCGUCUCAUGAUCAAGGAGUUGAAGCGUGCCAAGGCCAAGUCAAAGUCCGCGUCCAACAUCGAUUACUGGAGCUUGGAGUAUGGCGCGACCGACGACGAGGAGCUCGACCCUCGGCCGUACCAACUUGGACAGGACCUCUCUAUCCGGAGUCGGCCUUCCGCCCAGCAGAUCGCGCGUUCGAGAGACAACUCACGGGCUCCAUCGCGGAGCGUUUCGGGCAAAUCACUUUCCCGAGCCGGCACGUCCGAGUCCUCCGACCUCGAUCUGGCUUCUCUCCAUGACGAGGACGACCUCGAGACUCCUUCUGCUCUCCGCUCGAACCCGGGAUCGAUGUCUGCCUUGGGAGAAGCGUCUGUCCCCGGUUCACUCGAGGAUCCCGCUUUCCGGGCCCGCUCGCCGAGCAUGGCUGACUCCAUCAUCUCUCACAUGUCCUCCGUUGAUUACAACGCCCAAGCCCACGACCCCUUUGCCGACGACUUUUCGUAUGUUCCAUGCUUUACCAUGGAACAGGCGAGAACCACAUUCAGAGACACAGUGCUUGGACUCGAGUACCUCCACUAUGAAGGCGUGGUCCAUCGAGAUAUCAAGCCUGCGAAUCUGCUGUGGACCAAGGACUAUCGUGUCAAGAUAUCCGACUUUGGGGUGUCCUACUUCGGCCGUCCGAUUCGCGAGGGCGAGCCAGACGAUACAGUCUCCGAGUCAGAGGCCCGGGAUUUUGACGAUGACCGUGAGCUAUCAAGGACUGUCGGAACCCCCGCCUUCUUCGCACCCGAACUGUGCUACACCGACCUGGAAAGGGAGCCGCCCAAGGUGUCUGAGCAGAUUGAUGUGUGGUCAUUGGGGGUCACGCUCUAUUGCUUGAUAUUUGCCCGCAUCCCGUUCAUGGCUGAGGACGAGUUUUCGAUGUUUAAGAAGAUCGCUACUGAGGACGUCUACAUCCCUACUCGGCGGUUGAAGCCAGUGGAGCCCAUCACGGUUCCCACCCAAACCUCUCUCUACCAGCGCGUGAAUCGCGAGCCCUACAGAGACGAUGAUGAUCUCGUGUAUGAGGAGAUCGAUGAUCUACUCAUUGAUCUGCUGAAGCGGAUGCUCACAAAGAACCCCGAAAAGAGAAUCAGGCUCCGAGAAGUCAAACGCCACCCUUGGGUCGUCCAGGGCAUUGACAACCUCAUUGCCUGGAUCGACGACACCGACCCAUCAAGGCGCACGGCUGGCCGCAAGAUUCAGGUCGACGACAGGGAAAUCGGCAGGGCCGUUGUACCUCUUACCUUCCUCGAGCGUGCGAGAUCUGUGGUGAAGAAGGCUGUCGGCAAGGUCAUGCAUUCACGUUCUGAACGUGCCGAAAGUGCUUCUCGGAGGAGGGCUACCAGUAGUGCAGCGAGUUCUGCAGAGGGUAGUCCUUCCAAUGUUCCCGGCACUCCAUAUAAUCGGGACACGCGUCGCAAAAGUCUCCGUGGAGACGAUUACUUCGCUACCAUCACACAACUGCCGACUGAGCACCCUUUGGCACAGAGUGUCACGGCGAGUCCGCGCGACUCGCCACGUGAGGAGGGUGUUGGCCUUUCUCAAUCCCAACCCGGAUCAUUCGGCGACCUUGCUGCGAAACACAUGGCAUCCCCGCCGGAGGCGAGAGCAAGGGAAGAGUCGAGUAGUUGGCAUCAACCCGGCUUCCAGCGCCCAUUGACACGACACGUCCACGCGCGGUCCAUCACCAACGCCUUCCUCGCCCUAACCCCACCUCUGCAAGAAUCUGCCACGGUCCCUCCUACCCCUCUUGGCGGGUUAGAAGAAGAUGACCCCAUUGCGUCUCUGCGUACAACACGGGAUGCUCGUGCUGCCGCUGACGAUGCCUCGCGUUCGCGGUCAAUGGACCGCGCCGGCCUUGUCUUUGCCAAUGCGGAUAAACGUGCUGAAGCAAAGGUGGGACUAAGCUCGACUCAUGCCCCAGGAAAUCUGUUGUGGUCGAAGCAGCCUCGGCCGGCCCGCUCGACUGACCUCAGCAAGGAGUUCAAUGCGGGCACCGGCUUGUACCUGUCCCGGGCCAAGACUGUAUCUCAGCACGCGCAGCAGAAGUCCGAAAGCAAUAUCCAAAUAAGGCGACGAGCAGAGACUGUACUCGAGGAGAGGCCUUCCACUGCGCAUCGUAUUCAGGAUAUUCCUGAUGGCAAGACACCGCCCCCUCGUGUCUACAAUUCGUCAAACUCGGACUCGUUCGCUCGGGCACAGGAACAGUUAUUCCGUCGUCAGAGGCAGGAGCACGAAGACAAGACGAGGCGGCGACAGGCAGCGGAGCUUGGAAAGAACAAGGAUCCCGCCGGUAUUCCCUGCCCCCCCUCUCCGGACGAUGAGCAUCCCCCCAUGCAACGGGUUUGUUCUUCUCGAGAAGACAUUGCUGCCACGGGCGGCGUUUCUUCCAAGUCAACCUCAUUCGGUGCCAUCGCAACGCCGUUGACCAGCCCUAGCGACAUCAUGAGCCCGAUUGGCAGUCAUACGUCCAACACUGCCAGAGAUGUCAAGGACUCGAUGCUUGCUUUCCAGUCCGACCCCUCCCUUCCGGCUCUGCUGAGUGGAGCUAGCUCGGUUUCCGCUGAUGUCGAGGGCGAAUUUCUCGGCAACCCUGGUGUGGUCAACAAUGGCCCCUCGCUUGUAGACACGACCGAGUCCCUCACACCGCCAGCUCUCAACAAGGAGCCUCUUGCUGGCUUCCCGCUUGAGCACCAGGAGCUCAGAGACCCUCAGGAGGGCGAGAGUGGCGCGAUCCCAGUGCAUCUAGACGCGGGUGCCUCGAAGGCUGCUCGCACUUCACCCCUCGCUCGUGCGACUAAGCUUGGGGACGAUGAGGAUGAUGACAGCGACAGCGAUGAGGGCCUCCUCAUGUUCAAAGCCAAGAGAAGACCACCCAAGGAGGCCCAAGCGGCAUCAUCUACGAGAGGCCCCAUGAAUGUCAGACGAAGAGACACGAACACCAGCAUCGCCAGCACGGAGACUGCCAAAAAGGUCGCAGUCCAUAGCGACUGA
Thyridium curvatum is the source of this 3726-nucleotide messenger RNA. RefSeq lists its product as uncharacterized. The record is from RefSeq and is a predicted model, not a curated record. Gene Ontology annotation, cellular component: cytoplasm. The transcript has 2 exons. Gene Ontology annotation, molecular function: protein serine/threonine kinase activity; ATP binding. NCBI's taxonomy places the organism in Eukaryota, Fungi, Ascomycota, Sordariomycetes, Thyridiales, Thyridiaceae. Gene Ontology annotation, biological process: intracellular signal transduction; protein phosphorylation. The coding region runs from base 1 to 3726 and encodes 1241 amino acids.